UCUUUUAUUGUGAAAUUUCCCGCUCUGAUGGUUACCGGAAGUCGCUUUCUAUUAUGGCGGUGCAGUUCUGUGCCAGUGUGCUGCAGCUGAUGCUGGAGAAAGUUUGCCUCCUAAGCCCGAGCGGUACUUCACUUUAACUAGUUUUAUGUGAUCACCAUGGCUCUCGUCCAGAGUGACGGAAAUGUCACCGUGGAAGGGAUUCGGGGACACCUGGCUAAACUUCACUCCUUUCUCAGCGACACAGAAACGAGAAAUGUCGCCCUGCACUGUAACGAUAUUAUUGGAGACUUGGGGCAGGAAUGCAUGAUUGCAAGGACAGAAAACGAGAUGGUUCUGCAGAUGUCCCUGCUGUUCUCAAAGGAAGACGGACUACUUGGGUUUCUCAGAAAGUCCCUGAACAGCAAAGAACUCACAGAUGCCAGAGUGGAGAUCCUCAGUCUUCUGGAAAAAGUCCUCCAAAAGUUGUCUUCAACCGUUAAAGGCUGGGAGAAGAACUACGCCGUUGAUAUCAAGGAUAUAUGUCUCAUUGUGUAUACAAAGGACAAGGCAGCCAAGUGUAGAGCUCCAGCACUUGAGCUCCUGAUCAAGGUCCUUUACACGACUAAGGAUUCCAUCACAGUUCAAGACUUCAAAGUUGGUGACAUCUUCAACAAGUUUUAUGGCGAGCUUUGUAUGAAGAGUAAAUUGCCUGACACAGUACUGGGUAACAUCUAUGAAGUUCUUGGAGUGCUGGGUGAAGUGCAGCCAAGUGAUAUGGUCAAUCAUGCUGAUAAACUGUACAAGGCCUACUUGGGAGAGCUGAAGUCUCAGAUGAUGUCUCAUACAAAGGAACCCAAGCUGCCCCUUGUCGCUGGAUGCCUAAAAGGAGUUACUGCACUUAUGGUUAAUUUCACCAAGUCCAUGGAGGAAGAUCCAGGAACAUCAAAGGAAAUAUUUAAUUAUGCUCUGAAGGCAAUCAGUCCUCAGGGGGAACUGAAACGGUAUGCCGUCACCUUUGCUGGGCUCAGACUGUUUGCAAAGCAUGCUGCUCAGUUUAGCAGUUGCCUGAUGGAUCACUACAGGACGGUGUUUGAUGUCAUGUCCAAAUUGUGUGGACACCGAAAUGUGGAGAUGAAGAAGGCGAGCUACUAUGCACUGGAGUCCUUUCUCAAACAGGUUGCUGUUUUGGUAGCAGAGGACGUGGAGCUUCACAAAAGUAAGCUGAAGUUCUUCAUGCAGAAGUUUUGUAACAUCAUCAGGACUACGGAAUCAACGCACAAGGAGCUCUCCAUCGCUGUUCGAGGAUAUGGGCUUUUUGCAGCACCAUGUAAAGUUGUGUGCCCCCAAGAUGUGGACCUGAUGUUUACAGAGCUCAUCCAGCGCUGCAAACAGAUGUAUCUGACCGAGUCCAGCACAGAGGAUGACAACCUCUAUCAGCUGCCCAGCUUUCUGGAUUCCAUUGCCAGCGUCGUCUUCCACCUGGACAAGAUCCCAGAGGUAUACAGGCCAGUACUGGAGCACCUUUUGGUUGUUCAGAUUGACUGCUUCCCCCAGUUCAGUCAGAAAAUGCAGCCCGUUUGCUGCUGCUCGGUCGUCAAGGUGCUGGUUGCCAUAGCGAACAAAGGCCCAGUGCUCUGGAGCUUCAUUGCUACUGUGGUGCACCAGGGCAUGGUUCGUGUCUGUUCUAAACCUGUGCUUCUAGCUGAGGAGAAGGUUGGCUUCCAGUCUGACUUUAAAUCUGCUGAGGCAGAAGAUGUGACCCAGAUGCUGACAGGCAAACAGAAGGUCCCCUCUUACCGUGACUACCUGGAUCUGUUUGGAGGCCUGCUUGACUGUGUCCACUUAACGCACUCUGGAAUUCUUGAUGGGGCUUUUGAAACGCAGGUUGCUGCCCUGAAGAGUCUAAACCAUCUGCUGUACGAUGAAAUGAUUAAAUCUGUUCUGAAAAUUAUUGAGAAGCUUGACCUGUCUGUUCAAAAAUUGACCCCGGAGGAGGAAGAGAAAGGGGGUGAUGCCAACACCAUCCAAAUGACUUCUUCUGACCCAAUGGUGGACAUCCUUCCUAACAAGCCCAAGGACUUCACGGCCUUCAUCAACCUGGUAGAAUUGAGCAGCGAACUGCUUUUGCGUAAACACCUGGACUACUUUGAACAAUGGGUUUACCCUCUGGGUCACAAGCUCAUCCUGCAGUCAACACGAUUUCCACUGGUCAGCGGCUUCUACAAGAUGCUCUCUAUUACCAUGAAAAUAGCCAAGAAAAUCAAGUAUUUCAAGCAAGUUAACACCAAAAGCUUUGAGUCCACCCCUCAAGACCCAGAGAAGUCUGCUUGCUUUGCACUCUUUGCAAAGUUUGGAAAGGAGGUAUCCGUACGGCUGAAGCGCUAUAAAGAUGAGCUGCUGGCAUCUUGCUUAACCUUUGUCCUGUCCCUGCACCAUGACAUCAUUGCUCUUGACAUCACAACAUAUAUACCUGCCCUAAAGGCAGCGUUCAGGUUGGGUCUGAGCCACCCUCCUCUGGCCAUUGCGGCCCUGGACGCACUGGAGGAAUGGUCGUCCUGCCUGUCCCGGGACGUCAUGCAGCCCUAUUACAGGGAAGUACUGCCCUGCCUGGACAGCUACCUCAAAACUGCCACUGAAAAUGACGAGGAUGAAGAUAAGAACUGGAAGGUGACGAGUCUAUCGUCUGGGAGAGAAAAGGGGUACAGUAAACUCCUGCUGAGGCUGCUGAAGAAGUCAAAGCACCUGGCAUUGGAGGAAGACUCUCCCAGUGUGCUGGUCAGACGCAGGGUGGUUCAGCUCCUGGGGCACCUGGGUGGGCAAAUGAACAGGAGUCUAGUGACAGCUACAUCAUCUGAGGAAAUGAUGAAGAAAUGUGUUACUUGGGACUCCGAAAAGACUCUCAGCUUUGCAGUGCCAUUUGCUGACAUCAAGCCUGUAAUCUACCUUGAUACCUUUUUGCCACAAAUAACAGAACUGGCUUUAUCAACAAGCAACAGGCAAACAAAGGUGGCCGCCUGUGAGUUGCUCCACAGCCUGGUGGUGUACAUGCUGGGUAAAGCCGCUCAGAUCCCAGAGGGGGGGAAGACGACGCCUCCCAUGCACAACCUGUACAAGCGCAUAUUCCCAGUGCUGCUUCGCCUGGCAUGUGAUGUUGACCAGGUAACCAGGCAACUGUAUCAGCCCUUGGUGAUGCAGAUCAUUCACUGGUUCACCAACAACAAAAAAUUUGAAAGCCAAGACACCGUAUUGCUAUUGGAAGCCAUUCUGGACGGUGUGGUGGACCCACUCGACAGUACCCUCAGGGAGUUUUGUGGCCUUUGCAUUCAGGAGUUCCUCAAGUGGUCUAUUAAGCAGACCACACCCAAGCAGCAACAGAAGAGUCCUGCUAACAUUAAGUCUGUGUUCAAGCGCAUCUACAGCCUGGCCCUGCACCCCAAUGUCUUUAAGAGAAUGGGGGCUGCGCUGGCCUUUAACAGCAUCUACAAGCAGUUCAGGGAGGAGAGUACACUGGUGGAUCAAUUUGCCUUUGAAGUUCUGGGGAUAUUUGUGGAAAGCUUGUCUCUGGCACACACAGAUGAGAAGUCUUUAGGGACAGUGCAACACUGUGGGGAAGCCAUUGACCACCUUAAGAGAAUCAUCAAACAGAAGGCUGUUUCUCUCAACCAGGCCACCAAGAGACGAACUCCCAGGGGUUUCCCUCCAGACAAAACGGUGUCUUUGUCAGAUGUUGUAAAAUGGAUCUUGCUGCAAUGUGGACGUCCUCAAACAGAGUGCAGACACAAGUGCAUGGAGCUGUUCUAUGAAUUUGUGCCCUUAUUGCCAGGAAAGAAAAACGCUGCAUUAUGGCUUGAGGAUCUGUUGAAGCAAGAGGGUGAGGACUACCUGAUCAGUAUUUUUGAGGGUGGUGGAAACCCUGGCUUGUGUGGACUGCAGGUCCAGGCCACCAUUAUGGACCUUGAGGGGCCCUUUAGCCUGAGGGCCACACUGCAGUGGACGGAUAUGCUGCUUGCAGCCCUAGACUGCUACAACACCUUCAUUGGGCUUCACCUCAUCAAGCCACACGAGAUGCUGGGUUUGAAGAAGUCAUGCUUUUUCAAGGCUGUUCAGUUCUUUAUAACAGAACUGGCUAUGCAAGACCUAUCAGCAGCUGAGAACUGUUUCUCUGUGGGACAGAAAACUUCCCUUUUCAGCCCCAAAGAAAGAGAAGAUUACAACUACAGCAAAGGCACCAUCAUUGUACGCCUCUUGGAGUUUGUCACAAUGGUGUUGGGUCAACAGAACCUCUGGAAGCUUCUUGAAGAGAUUUUGAACUCUGCAUUUGCUGAGCUUGUGGCUGCGAUCGUUUGUGAGCCUUCAUCCAUCGGUUUCAACAUGGCCAAUAUGGAGGUAAUGACCAACUUGCCUGAGGUCUGUGUGCCUCUCCUGAAGGCCCUGUUGAUGUCACCUUUCAAAGAGAACUUGGUGGGCAGCAUCAGGAAGAGAAUGUCUCUCAAAAGGGUGGAAGAGUUGUGUGAUCUGGAUCUGUUUGACCCCGAUGCCCGCACUGGUCAUGAAAAGCUUCGGCUGAUUCUCUCUGCCUGCAAGCAGCUGCAUCGAGCUGGACUCCUCAACUCCAUUCUGUGUAGUAAGGGCUCCAGUCUUGACAUCUCGCUGGGAUCCAGACUUCUCUCAGGCGUGUACAAGGGGAUUGGCCCCAGUGAGGAGAGGAAGGCCCUCCCUACCAUGGAUGUGAGCAGCAGGAAUUUAGCCAAUGGGCUGCUCCAGCUUGCGUUCUCAUUGGGAGGACAGAGUGAGCAAGUUGUGCACUUGCUGCUGAAUACCCACAUGCUGUCAGUACCUCUGCCAGGAAGUUCCACUCGCAACUACAGCAGUUUCGCCCACGGGGAGUACUUCUACAGCCUCUUUCAGACCACUGUAAAUUCUGAGCUGCUGAAGAACCUCGAUGUCACCAUGCCGCUGCUCAUGAAGAUGGCCACUGUCAACUCCAGCAUGGCCAGCAUCAUCUUGAAUGGGAUGCUAGAUCAGAGUUUCACCGAGCGACUAAUGCACAAGAGCCAGGGCAGCAAGCUGGUGGAGCGGAUACUGAAGGGGUGGGACUUCCUGCGUCCUUGGUGGACCGGUGCCACUUCCUCCCCAGAAAGCAAGUUGGCUACCCUAACACUGCUCUCUAAAAUGCUGCAGAUAGAUUCCACCAUCUGCGCAAACCCCAGCCACCAAGCAUUUGAUGUGGUUUUCUCCACAUACACCAGUCUUAUUACUGACUCGGUGCUACCACUGAACCUCAAGACUCACGCGUUGUUGGUCCUUCCAUUUUUUACGGCUCUGCCGGAGGGGUCGCUGAUGGAGCUGCAGAAGGCGCUGGAGGUGCUCGUGGCCUCUCAUUUCCCCAUGCAGUCUGACGAGUUUCCCAAGGGCUCGUUGGAAUUCAACAAUUAUGCCGACUGCAUCAAGAAAUUCCUUGAGGCCCUGGAGUUCUCUCAGAGUCCUGUGCUGCUGAAAAUACUGGCAGAAGUCCUUUGCCGUGAUGAGAGACACGUUCUGGAGGAGCUGUUUCAGACUACUUUUAAAAAAAUUGCAAAGUGGUCGAACUGUGAGCGACAGGUGCUGCUGCUCGACACAAUCUACAGGACAUUCCAGAUGGAAGGCUCUUCUUCCAACACCAAAUGUGAUGCUGUGGUGGACCGAAUAUUGCUUACCCUAAUCCUGCACUGCAGCCCAGAUGCCGUGCGAAAGUUCUUCAUCUCUCAUGUUGCAGAACUCAUGACAUCUCUGCAGGCCAGGUUCAUUAAGUCAAGUGAAGGUGCGUUUGAGGCCCAAAUAAAUAAGAAGAAAGGCUGUUACAAGCUGCUAGAAGUGCUAUACUCGCGCCUUCCCAAAGUGGAUGUCUAUUCCAAGGAAUCGGAGAUCAACCAGGCCUUCUCUGGAACAAGCAAAGUGGAGGGGAAUGAGCUGUCGAAAACCCUGCUCAAGUCCUGCUUUGAGGCUUUCACGGAGAACAUGACUGGAGAGACGCAGCUUCUGGAGAAGAGGAGACUGUAUCACUGCGCAGCCUACAACUGCGCAAUCGCUGUCAUUAGCUGCAGCUUCAACGAGGCCAAGUUCUACCAAGGGUUCCUCUUCUCUGAGAAGCCAGAGAAAAAUCAGUUUAUUUUAGAGAACAUCAUUGACACACAGAAGACGUACAGAUUCCCCAUCGAAGUUGAGGUUCCUCUUGAGAGGAAGAACAAAUUUGUAACAAUUCGGAAAGAGGCCAGUGCGGAGAAAGAAGAAGUACCUCGGUACCUUUCCACGCAGUCGUUUAUGGCUGGUAGCAGCCUGAGUGAGGAGAUGAGUCAGUUCGACUUCUCCACGGGCGUCCAGAGCUUCUCUUACAGUUCUGACAUCACUGGCCGUCAAACAGCCGUCAGCAGCAGGGCACGGACUGAGGCAGUCCCUCAAGAUGAGACGAUAGAGCUGGAAAUGGAUGAACUGAACCAACAUGAGUGCAUGGCCACCAUGAUCAAUCUAGUCAGGCACAUGCAGAGGAACAGCAUCACCCCCAGUGUAGAGCCGGACACAGAACCGAAUGAACUUCCACCCUGGAUGAAGUUUCUUCAUGGAAAACUGGGAAAUUCUUCCACACAACUGAAUAUUCGUCUCUUCAUUGCGAAACUGAUCAUAAACACUGAGGAGAUUUUCCGUCCAUAUGCCAAAUUCUGGCUGGGGCCUCUGUUGCAGUUGGUGGUUUCUGAAGACAAUGGAGGUGCUGGAAUCCACUUCAUGGUGGUUGACAUUGUUGUCACAGUCCUGUCCUGGACCAGUCUGGUCACCCCAAAGGGUAACACAAGAGAUGAGGUCCUGGCAAAUCAGCUGCUGGUGUUCCUCAUGAAGAACUGCUUUCACAGCAAGAGAGCCGUCUUCAGGCACAACCUGGAGAUCAUAAAGACGGUGGUGGAAUGCUGGAAAGCUUGCCUCGUGGUGCCUUACAGUCUGAUAUAUGAGCAGUUUUCUGGGACAGACCCCAGCCGUAAGGACAACUCUGUGGGGCUUCAGCUCCUCGGGAUAGUGCUGGCCAAUAAUCUCCCUCCUUAUGACCCCAAGUGUGGAGUAGAGCAUGCAAGGUAUGUCCAGUCUUUGACGAGCAAUCUUACCUUCAACUUUAAGGAAAUCUACUCUGCGGCUUCAGAAAUAAUUGGCCUGAGCAUGCAGUUCAUGGCAGAGAAAGAGAAGCAAUCUGAGGGACCCCUGUUCGAUCUUGCUGCUAGUAAGCUGAAGGAUCUUAUGAAAAUGAAUAAAGAAGACAGAUUCAUUCUUUGCUUGAGUAAAGUGUCCAGACACUACCCCCCAUUCACAGAUGGGUUUCUGAACCAAGUGUUCUUCCUGUUGCCAAAGCUGCACGGCCUGCUGAAGACACACUGUCUUGAGUGUGUGCUUAGCCGGGCAGAUAAGAUCCCAAAUAUCUACUUGGAGCUAAAAACUAAGGACUUCUGCCAAGUCAUGGGUCACCGGGAUGUGGCCAGGCAGGUGGUCUGUCUAAGUAUCGUCCACAAAAUUCUGCCAAACAUGAAGCCUGAGGAAGUUCAGGAGAUCCUUGGUGUGGUGACCUCCUUCAUUAGCCACCCCUCUCCUGUGUGCAGGGAGCACAUGUAUGACAUUCUCAUGUGGAUUCAUGACAACUACAGUGACAAGGAGAGUCAGUCUGACAGUAUCUCAGUGGAUGUCUUCAGUAGAGCGAAGGACACUCUGCUACAGGGACUUGUGGAUGAAAACCAAGGGCUUCAGCUGUAUGUGCACAACUUCUGGAGCCACGAGAAGCGGCUUCCCGCGAGCACGCCCGAGCGCAUGUUCGCUCUGCUGCACUCGCUGUACUCCAGCGGGACCGAGGCUCGCUUCCUCAGCCUGGCCACCAACCUGCUUCUGGAGCUGACCAGCCGCAGCCCCGAUUACAGCCGGCCCCUGUUUGAGUACCCGCUCUCCGACUGCAAGUUCCAGGAGUAUGUGAUUGACUCCAACUGGCGUCACAGAAGUACAGUCCUCACGCCCAUGUUUGCGGAGACCCUGGCCACUCAGGCCGCGUCUGCGUCCCCGUCCGCGUCCCCGUCCCAGGACGGCGCCACGUCUCCGAACUGGGUCCCAGGAGGCCAGCUCCGUGCCACCCAGGCAACUCUGGAGUUCACCCCAACUCAGACAGCAGGCAGGCGUAAGGCCUUCAACUGGCUCACUGGCAGCAGUGUGGACACAGUGACAGAGUACACCCCACAGUCCUCUGGGUCCUUAAUGGUUUUCGGGAAGACGGACCGACCGCAAGUCUCCAGGAAGGCCUUGGGGGCCAAUUUUGGCUUAAAGCAGCUCAGCACCCCUACGGACACUGUGGACAGUAUGACAGAUGCCGCGAUGGAGAAGCGGGCUCACAUCCUGAGGCUGAAAAGAAAGUUCCUGAAGGACGCUGAGAAAACCAGCUUGAACUUUGCAAAGAAGGAGAUCAUCAAACAGAAGCAUGAGAAGGAGAAGGCAGCAGAUCAGAAAGUUCGGCGAGAUGCCCAAGUGACCCUGUACCGCCGAUACAGACUGGGAGAGCUGCCCGAUAUCCAGAUUCAGCACAGCAGCCUUAUCGCCCCCUUACAGGCUCUGGCACAGAGGGACCCUACUCUUGCGAAGCAGUUGUUCAGCUCUCUGUUUGCUGGGAUCCUGUUAGAAAUGGGAGGAGAAAGGAGAAGAGUCACAGAACAGCUUCUGGAGGACAUCAACAACUUCCUGAACAAAAGCACCAUAUAUUUCCCUCCCUUUGUCUCCUGUAUUCAGGAAAUGUGCUACCAGCACAAGGAGCUGCUGAAGGUGCAGCCUGGAGGUGUGAGCUCCAGCUGCCUGUCCAGCCUGCAGCAGCCCAUGGGCGUCCUGCUGCUGGAGGAGGCCCUGGGGCAGGACUGGAGCUCCGAGCAGCCCGCGGCUAAGCGCCCGCGCACCCAAAAAAGCAUGUCUCCCGACACAGAGCGCUGGAUCCACUUGGCCAAACUGUACAGGUCUUUGGGAGACUACGAUGUUGUGCGGGGGAUCUUCAGUGGCAAGAUUGGGACCAAAGCCAUCACUAGCAAAGCCCUGAAGGCAGAAGCAAAGAGUGACUAUGCCGAAGCAGUUAAACUCUAUAAUGAGGCUUUGAACACUGACGAGUGGCCGGACGGGGAACCCACUGUCACAGAGAAGGACUUCUGGGAUAUCGCUGCCCUAGAGGCCUACUCUCAUCUGACUGAGUGGAAGGCUGUUCAAUACUGCUGCACCGUCAACUUCGAUGACAGCACACCCGUCGGUCUGCAGAAGAUAUGGACCGAUCCCUUUUACCAGGAAGCGUAUCUGCCCUACCUGAUGCGCAGCAUGGUGAAGCAGCUGCAGCUGGGGCAGCAAGACCAGGCUCUGCUCACCUUUGUGGACAGCGCCAUGAAGGUGGAGGAGAGGAAGAGCAUCAUGGAGACCUACUACAGUCAUGAGCUCAGCCUUCUGUACAUCCUGCAGGAAGACUACCACCGGGCCCAGUACUAUGCCAAUAACAGCAUUCAGGUCUUCAUGCAGAACUACGCCAACAUUGAUUCGCUCCUGAAUGAAAGCCGCAUGACCAAACUGCAGUCAGUGCAGGCUCUGACAGAGACACAGGAGUUCCUGAACUUCAUCACAAGAGAUGUAACACCAAACUCUGUCAAGAAACUGAUAACACUUUGGACAGAUCGGUAUCCCGAUGCAAAAAUGGAUCCAAUGAACGUGUGGGAUGAUAUCAUCACGUCGCGGUGCUUCUUCCUGGACAGGAUUGCUGAGAAACUCACCACCUCAGCCUCCGGUGACAAUAUGGAGGUUGAUGGUGAUGGAGCCAGUGCAUCGAAUGUACCACCGGAUCACCCCGAGCAUCUCACUAUGAUGAUAAAGGACUGCAAGUUCAGUAUGAAACUUAAAAUGGCCGACAGUGCAUGGAUGCAGAAUAAUUUUUCAGUGGCGACCAAGUUGCUGAAAGAACUCCACAGGGAGGCGAAAUUGCAGAGCAGCUGGCUGUUGACGUGGGUCCACAGCUUCACUCGCUACAGUCACAGACGCUGCCAGAGCCAAGGCAACGCAGAACAAAUCCUGAGUGUGCUCAAGACCGUCCCACUGCUUGAUGAAACCCAGAUGACGUACACAGAUGCGACAGCAAAGUUCUUCCAGGACCAUCAUAUCUUACUGGGAACUACUUACUCCAUCUUGGCGUCCACUCUGAGUAAGGACUCAACUCUUCUGCAGACUGUCGGGAAUGAGAAGGCAGAGAGAUUGCUGCAGCUGUCUGGAACGUCUUCACCUUCCGACCCUCAGCAGGUGGUGGUGGGGCUGCAGCGGCGAGCUCUAGAGCUUCUGCACAGUGCGGUGAAGACGGCUGAGGGGAAACCGCAGGCCUGCGCGGGGGGGCUCAUCGACACCCACAGCACCGUCGAGGCCUACUUGGCCCUGGCCAAUUUCUGUGACAAAAAACUGCGAGAAGAGGAGCAGAACAUUCAUGUUUCAGAAUUCCCUGAGGUGAACACAUUCCCUGUCAUUUUGGUGGAGAUGCUGUUGAAAGGCCUGAAGAUGAACUCAGAAGGGGCUCGACUAAAAUUCCCACGACUCCUACAGAUAAUUGAGCUGUAUCCUGGAGAUGCCCUGAAUCUCAUGGCCAAAGAGGUGUUGUCUGUGCCUUGCUGGAUGCUGAUUGGUUGGAUCAAUCAGAUGAUGGCACUGCUGGACAAACAGGAGGCGAUUGCAGUGCAGCAGAUUAUCCAGGAGAUUGCGGAGUUCUAUCCACAGGCACUCAUCUACCCCUACAUGAUCAGCAGUGAGACUUAUGAGUUUCAAGACUCGGCCACUGGGCAUGCAAACAAGGAGUUUGUCACCAGGCUCAAAUAUCAGCUGGAUAAAGGGGGGGUUCAUAAAGACUUCAUUGAUGCUUUACAGCAACUCACCAACCCGGAAAUGCUUUUCAAGGACUGGUGGGACACUAUGAAGAAUGAGUUGGAGAAACCAAACACUGACAAGAAGAUGAUAAGGAACAUGUAUGAGGAAAUGCACUCCAUUCUGGGAGAUCAAAAAGGAGAAGGUUUUGGGUCUUUCCGCAAGAGAUUCAUACAGAAAUUUGGCAAAGACAUAGAGAAAUUGUUGGGACCAGGUGGCUCAAAGCUGUUUGAGAAGAGGAAGGACAAGGCCUUUCUGAAGUCAGUGGAAGCUCUCGAAAUGUCUAUGCGCAGAUUCCAGAAGGAGCCAGGGAACCUGAAAGAGUAUUCCCCCUGGAUGAGCAGUUUCAGAGCUGAUAUUCUGAAGAAUGAGCUGGAGAUCCCAGGACAAUAUGAUGGUAGAUCCAAACCUUUGCCAGAGUAUCAUGCAAAGAUUGUUGGAUUUGACGAGAGGGUGAAGGUUAUGACCUCCAUCCGGAAGCCCAAGAGACUGAUCAUUCGGGGCGAUGAUGAGCAGGAACACCCCUUUCUGGUGAAGGGUGGAGAAGACCUGCGGCAGGACCAGCGCAUUGAGCAGCUCUUCAGCAUCAUGAACACAGUCCUGUCCCAGGAUUCCAGCUGCUCUCAAAGGAACAUGCAUCUCCACACUUAUCAGGUGGUUCCCAUGACAUCCAGGAUUGGCCUGAUUGAGUGGAUAGGAAACACCUGCACACUGAAGGAAUUCCUGUGCAGCAGCAUGACUGAGGAGGAGAAGAAAAACAUUUUAAGACCGAAUGAAGCCUAUGACACUUGGCUCAGCAGAAAAGCAGGGAAGGCUGAGGGAAUCGCUCGAUACGCUGAAGCAUACAAGAAAGUAAAUCGCAAUGACAUGGUCACCAAUUUUAGGAACAUUGAGCGCCUUGUCCCAGAGGAUCUUCUGAGGAGAGCAUUCCUGAAAAUGAGCAGGACGCCAGAGGCCUUCCUCUUCCUGCGGUCCCACUUCUCCAGCUCCCACGCCCUCAUAUGCAUCAGCCAGUGGGUCCUGGGCAUUGGGGACCGCCACCUCAACAAUUUCAUGGUCAACAUGGAGACAGGAGGUGCAGUUGGCAUUGACUUCGGCCACGCCUUCGGCUCUGCCACACAGUUUCUUCCUGUUCCUGAGUUGAUGCCCUUCCGCCUGACGCGGCAGUUCCUCAACCUCAUGCAGCCCAUGAGAGAGUCUGGUCUGAUACAGAGCGUCAUGGUACAUUCACUGAGGGCCUUCAGAGCUGAUCCAGACCUGCUCCUCAACACAAUGGACAUCUUCGUCAAGGAGCCCUCUUUGGACUGGAAGAACUUUGAGCUGAAGCAGCUAAAGAAGGGAGGAACGUGGGUGGAGACCGUGAACACCAAAGAAAUCAACUGGUACCCAGUUCAGAAGGUCAACUUUGCCCGAAGAAAACUGGAAGGAGCUAAUCCAGCUGUUAUCACCAGCGAGGAGCUGAAGCUGGGCUUUGAGAAGGAGGCAGCUUUUGGAUACAUGCAGGCCGUGGUGCUGGGGCACGAGGAGCACAACGUGCGCGCCCGGGAGAAUGCAGACGGGCUGUCUGUGGAAGCCCAGGUGGACUGCCUGCUGGACCAGGCCACGGACCCCAACGUCCUGGGACGAGUGUGGACCGGCUGGGAGCCCUGGAUGUGAACAGCACCGCUUCCAACACACAAAUGCUCUUUUUCCUGUAAUUUCACACUGUCCCUUGCUGUUAAACCAUGACACUUAUCAAAGUCAUUGAGAGUCUUAUUGGAUAGAGAAGGUAAUGACAAUAGAGUUUUAGCAUGUUGUUUAUAUGUAUUGCAGGGUAAACACACAUUUAACAGGGUUCCUGAAAAGAUGUAGCUGUUCUCAAAAUAGAUGAAGAAUCCAAAUAAAUGUUCUUUCCAAAGAUAAA
Messenger RNA from Anguilla rostrata (American eel), 12802 nucleotides. RefSeq names its product protein kinase, DNA-activated, catalytic subunit (gene prkdc). Gene Ontology annotation, cellular component: nucleus. Lineage: Eukaryota; Metazoa; Chordata; Actinopteri; Anguilliformes; Anguillidae. Bases 157 to 12555 code for a protein of 4132 amino acids. The transcript is spliced from 86 exons. The record is from RefSeq and is a predicted model, not a curated record. Gene Ontology annotation, biological process: protein phosphorylation; immunoglobulin V(D)J recombination; intrinsic apoptotic signaling pathway in response to DNA damage. Gene Ontology annotation, molecular function: DNA-dependent protein kinase activity; protein binding.